UGAUAACAGCACACCACUGCCCAUCACAGCAAUAAUAACUAUAAUAGUUAAUGUUGUAUUAUGUUUAAUUCAAGUCAAAAGCCCUAAAAAAGUCCAAAAGCACACGUCAAAGGUACCGGAUUAGUGAUUUUUCGUCAAAAAACAACCGUGUCACAAUGUCGUCUUGGAAGAAAGCGUCGAAAGUUAAUCAGAAAACUCAUCGUGAACGUCACCAACCCGAACUACGUGAGAAAUAUGGUUUGUUGGAGAAGAAAAAGGACUACAAAGUGCGCGCCAGACACCAUCAGGAACGCGAGCGCGUGAUGAAGUUGUUGAAGAAACGUGCACAAAACCGCAACCCGGAUGAGUUUUAUUUCCACAUGGUCAAAUCCAAGGUAGAAGAUGGCCGCCACACGGAAAUACGCGAAGAAGACGAACAUACCGAAGACCAAAUAAAACUGAUGCAAACAAAAGAUUUGAAGUAUAUUAAUAUGCGAGCUACCAUGGAGAGAAAAAAAGUGGAACGCUUGCAGUCGGAAUUGCACUUUCUCGAUCAAGCGAAUCAAACAAAAAAUACACAUAUGUUUUUUGAAGACGACGAAGCGCACAGCUCCACCAGUCUGGCCAACAAAUUGAAUACUCAUCCGGCACUGGUCGACAGGAAGACGAAUCGCUUACGGAUGUCGGAUUUGGAAACAAUAGAAUUGCCCGACAUUGACGAGGAAACAAUUAAGCAAGUCGUCUCCGAAAAACGUAAAGCCUACCGCGAACUAGAACGACGCAAAACCAGGGAAAAAGAACUAACGGUCGUGCAGAGAAAACUAGAGAUCAAAACCCAUUUGAUUAGAUCCAAGAAAAACGAAGCACCCAAAAGGAUACAACCCGCGACCAAAGAUUCUGCGCCCAUUUACAAAUGGAAAUAUGAAAGAAAAAAAUAAAUGAUAUUAUAGAAAACAAUUUGCGAUUUUGUAUAUUUUCUCUUUUUGAAUAAAUUAACAUUUAUCUAUUAUAAAGUAACGAAUAGUAAAAAAAAAAAAAAAACAUCUCAAUAUAAAAUAAUAACAAAAAAAAAAUACUUCCAUAAUAAACAUUUAGCGAGUUAAACGUUCAAAACUUUCAAUUAGUCUGAUAAACCACGUAUUUGGGUUUGAAGUCGUUGUUUUGUAAUUUGCUCAUCUGACAAUCAUCGGUGGAAAAUUCUGAAACAUAACAAUUCGUUUAAUUAUUAUCUUAUUAUUGUUCAUCUUGUAAUAUAAAAUAUAGUAGGUACUUAUGAAGAUGUAAAAACUUAGUGUUUCAACCAGUGAAGUAGUCCUGAAAAAUCAUAGUGUAUUCAAAGC
This is a messenger RNA of Adelges cooleyi (spruce gall adelgid), 1319 nucleotides long. Its product is annotated as probable U3 small nucleolar RNA-associated protein 11. The transcript is spliced from 2 exons. Gene Ontology annotation, biological process: rRNA processing. Gene Ontology annotation, cellular component: nucleolus; small-subunit processome. Bases 156 to 917 code for a protein of 253 amino acids. NCBI's taxonomy places the organism in Eukaryota, Metazoa, Arthropoda, Insecta, Hemiptera, Adelgidae. The record is from RefSeq and is a predicted model, not a curated record.